GGCUUUCUUCUUUCGGUGCAGGCAACCUUUCGGCAACCUCCACCAUGAGGCGUGUGAUGCUCCUGUGGGCUGUGAUGCUGCUGCCUUGCAGCUCCACCUUUCCAGUUCAGAAUCGGGCAUUGAAAAUCAAGGAUUCGAAAUUCAUUGAGGCUUACCUGAACAGGUUUUUCCCAGGCGUGAAAAAAUUACUGAAGCAUACCCUGGAAGAACAAAUCAAACAAAUGCAGGAAUUCUUUCACUUGAAGGUAACAGGAAAGAUUGACACAGAGACUAUGCAGGUAAUGGAUCAGCCCAGGUGUGGUGUGCCGGACGUCUUGGAGUAUCGUACUUUCGGAACUGAUGGAUGGAAUAAGAACUUACUGACUUACAGGAUUAAUAACUACACCCCCGAUAUGACUCGAACCCAGGUAGACGCAGCCAUAGCAAAGGCAUUUAAGGUGUGGAGUGAUGUAACCCCCCUGCAGUUCAUAAAAACAACAGGACCUGCUGAUAUUGAAAUUUAUUUUGCAUAUAAUGAGCAUGGUGACAACAUCCCUUUUGAUGGGAGGAGUGGAGUUCUGGCUCAUGCUUUUGCCCCUGGGCUAGGCCUUGGUGGAGAUGCCCACUUCGAUGAGGCCGAACGCUGGUCAGAAACCAACAGAGAAGUCAACCUGUUCCUUGUGGCUGCACAUGAAUUUGGCCAUUCUUUGGGGCUGGCUCAUUCGAAUGUCCGUGGCGCUUUGAUGUACCCUACCUAUUUCUACGUGGACCCAAAUAACUUCCGUCUCUCAGAUGACGACAGGGACGGAAUCCAGAGUUUAUAUGGUGAAAGAAAAUGAAUCCCCUCACAACAUGUUCCAGAAGAAACAAAAUGCCCACAUUUUGCUCUUACAUUUCUUUUU
Molecule: messenger RNA, 881 nt
Organism: Lacerta agilis (Sand lizard)
Lineage: Eukaryota; Metazoa; Chordata; Lepidosauria; Squamata; Lacertidae
Product: macrophage metalloelastase-like
Exons: 6
Coding region: 45-818 (257 amino acids)
Biological process (GO): collagen catabolic process; proteolysis; extracellular matrix organization
Cellular component (GO): extracellular matrix
Molecular function (GO): zinc ion binding; metalloendopeptidase activity
Source: RefSeq, a predicted model, not a curated record